GCGCGCACCGCUGCCUGCCGCCGCCGCCACCGCCGCUGCUCGCGCCGGGCGCUGCUGCUCCGGAGUCGGGCUGCCGUCCGCCGGCUUUGUGCUUCCAGCCGGGGAUGGGAGCGACCUCUUCCUGAUCGCCAGCGGUCUCCGAAGGAAGCGAGCGCGCUCGAUCGCCCGGCGGGGCGGCGUGCAGGACCCGGGGAGGGAAUCCAUCCACGAGCCCGAGCCCCAGGUUGGGACUGUUGGAAGGCUCAUUGUACAAUAUGCUUCGGUUAAGUCUGUUACACCCGGCCUCAAUGGGAGGUCAUCUAGUAGCUCUGGUGGCUCUCUUGUUUUCUCAUGUUCACUAUAUAACCGCAGAGACAGACACAGAAACAGAAGGAAAUGGAACCGUGUGUACUGGCUCAUAUUACUGUAAGAAAGGGGUGAUUUUGCCCAUUUGGGAACCCCAAGAUCCAUCUUUUGGAGAUAAAAUUGCCAGAGCAACUGUGUAUUUUGUGGCCAUGGUCUACAUGUUUCUUGGAGUUUCUAUUAUUGCCGACCGGUUCAUGUCUUCUAUAGAGGUCAUCACAUCUCAAGAGAAAGAAAUAACCAUAAAGAAACCCAAUGGAGAGACCACCAAGACUACAGUGAGGAUCUGGAAUGAGACUGUGUCGAACCUGACCUUGAUGGCCCUGGGAUCUUCUGCUCCUGAGAUUCUCCUGUCAGUCAUUGAAGUGUGUGGCCAUAACUUCACUGCAGGGGACCUUGGUCCUAGCACCAUCGUGGGAAGCGCCGCCUUCAACAUGUUCAUCAUCAUCGCACUCUGUGUUUAUGUCGUCCCUGAUGGCGAGACAAGGAAGAUUAAGCAUUUGCGUGUGUUCUUUGUGACAGCGGCCUGGAGCAUCUUCGCCUACACCUGGCUUUAUAUCAUUCUGUCUGUCAUCUCUCCUGGUGUUGUGGAGGUCUGGGAAGGACUGCUGACUUUCUUCUUCUUCCCCAUCUGUGUCGUGUUUGCUUGGGUAGCAGACAGGCGGCUUCUCUUUUACAAGUAUGUCUACAAGCGGUAUAGGGCUGGAAAGCAAAGGGGAAUGAUUAUUGAACAUGAAGGAGAAAGGCAAUCGUCCAAAACUGAAAUCGAAAUGGAUGGUAAGGUGGUCAACUCUCAUGUUGACAGUUUCCUAGAUGGUGCUUUGGUUUUGGAAGUUGAUGAGAGGGACCAAGAUGAUGAGGAAGCGAGGCGUGAGAUGGCAAGGAUUCUGAAGGAACUUAAGCAGAAGCAUCCAGAAAAAGAAAUCGAGCAGUUAAUAGAACUAGCUAACUAUCAGGUCCUAAGUCAGCAGCAAAAAAGCCGAGCAUUUUACCGGAUUCAAGCAACUCGCCUGAUGACUGGAGCUGGCAACAUUCUGAAGAGGCAUGCGGCUGACCAGGCGAGAAAGGCUAUCAGCAUGCACGAAGUCAACGUGGACUCUUCUGAAAAUGGCCCAGUCAGCAAGGUCUUCUUUGAACACCGGACAUACCAGUGUUUAGAGAACUGUGGUACUGUGGCUCUCACCAUCGUCCGCAGCGGGGGCGACUUGAACAACACCCUGUUUGUUGACUUCAGGACAGAAGAUGGCACAGCCAACGCUGGGUCUGAUUACGAGUUCACUGAAGGGACUGUGGUCUUUAAACCAGGGGAGACGCUGAAGGAAAUCCAGGUUGGCAUCAUCGAUGAUGAUAUCUUUGAAGAAGACGAAAACUUCCUUGUGCAUCUCAGCAAUGUCAGAAUCACGUCAGACAGCACGGAAGAUGACAUACUAGAAGCCAACCAUAUUUCUGCACUUGCUUGUCUUGGGUCACCCAACACUGCCACCGUAACCAUUUUUGAUGAUGACCAUGCAGGUAUCUUUACAUUUGAGGAACCGGUGACUCAUGUGAGCGAGAGCAUUGGCAUCAUGGAGGUGAAGGUUUUGAGAACAUCUGGUGCUCGAGGAAACGUCGUCGUUCCCUAUAAAACCAUUGAAGGGACGGCCCGAGGUGGAGGGGAGGACUUUGAGGACACGUGUGGAGAGCUCGAAUUCGAGAACGAUGAAAUUAUCCAAGUAAUAUCAGUCAAGGUAAUUGAUGAUGAGGAGUAUGAGAAAAACAAGACCUUCUUCAUUGAGCUUGGAGAGCCCCGCAUGGUGGAGAUGAGUGAGAAGAAAGCCCUGUUAUUGAAUGAGUUUGGUAGCUUCACACGAGCAGAUGACUUCGACAAGCAGAUGAGCAGUAAAGAGGAGGAGGAAAGGCGCAUUGCAGAAAUGGGGCGCCCCAUCCUGGGAGAGUACAGCAAGCUGGAGGUGAUCAUUGAAGAGUCCUAUGAGUUCAAGAACACUGUGGACAAACUCAUUAAGAAGACAAACCUGGCCCUUGUGGUGGGGACAAACAGCUGGAGAGAGCAGUUUAUUGAAGCGAUCACCGUCAGCGCUGGGGAAGAUGACGAUGAAGAUGAGUGUGGCGAAGAGAGGCUGCCCUCCUGUUUUGAUUAUGUGAUGCACUUUCUCACGGUGUUCUGGAAGGUUCUGUUUGCCUUUGUCCCACCUACAGAAUACUGGAAUGGCUGGGCCUGCUUCAUUGUCUCCAUCCUCAUGAUUGGCCUGCUAACAGCCUUCAUCGGAGACCUGGCUUCCCACUUUGGCUGCACCAUUGGCCUGAAAGAUUCCGUGACAGCAGUUGUGUUUGUUGCUCUUGGAACCUCAGUACCAGACACAUUUGCCAGCAAAGUAGCAGCCACCCAGGACCAGUAUGCAGACGCAUCCAUAGGCAACGUCACUGGAAGCAAUGCAGUGAAUGUCUUCCUGGGAAUCGGCCUGGCCUGGUCCAUUGCUGCCAUCUACCAUGCGGCCAACGGGGAACAGUUCAAAGUGUCCCCUGGCACGCUAGCUUUCUCUGUCACUCUCUUCACCAUUUUUGCUUUCAUCAACGUGGGGGUGCUGCUGUACCGGCGGAGGCCAGAAAUAGGAGGUGAGCUGGGUGGGCCCCGGACUGCCAAGCUCCUCACAUCCUGCCUGUUUGUGCUCCUGUGGCUCUUGUACAUUUUCUUCUCCUCCCUGGAGGCCUACUGCCACAUAAAAGGCUUCUAAAGGAACAAUCAGAUAAAGUAAAUUUAUAUAUAUAUAUAUAUAUAUACAUAUAUAUAUACAUAAAAAUUAUGUAUAACGAACAGAGGAAACUGACAUUUGUCAUGUUCACUUAACCUGCUGAUGGAACCCAGCUUCAAGAACACACUCUGUACUAGGCCGGAAGUCAGAAACUAUCACCUCCCAUUCCCGGGGCAUCAUGGUGGUGAGCAAGGCAUGGAGGCAGGACCGUCUUUGCAGCUCAGCCUGUACGGGCUACCCUCUCUCCAAGUUCAUAAACGGUUAAGGCUUUUAUUUGUUUUCUUGUUUUGUUUUGUUCUGUUCUGUUUCCAGUUGGGGGGUGGGGAGGUGGCUGAUGGUUGUCUUUUGGGGUUUGCUUUGGUUUGGUUUGGUUUGGUUUGGUUUUGCUUUAUUCAAUUUGGAGGUCCAGGAUCCCACUUCUCUCUAUGGGAAGCAGUGAUCCACCCAAAGGUGAAUGGAUUUAGGGUCAAUAUUAAGAUCAUCAAGAUCCUCUCCUCACCAUCUCCAAACACUUUAAACAUUGCUUUGGAUUAAGGAAGGAUCUGGGCACGGAGGAAGAAAGAAGCUGUCUCCACUACAUUACCAAAUGUUAUGCUUAUCUCCGGAAUGUGAACAGUGGUUAACUGCCCUCAGGAAGAAGCAUAGGACCUGAAAUGGAGCCAGAAAGGCAAUGGUUCUUGAUUAGUCUAAGGAUAUGGUACCUGGCCCUCUUGUUCAACAGGUACAGGGUUAAUGUGCCUAGAUUCCCAGGAGUGCGCAAAACUCUUCAUCCCUUAUCUCUUUAGCUCCGAGCUGUGAUUAGCAAAACCCUAUUCCUUCCAGCCAAGAUAAUUUCCUAGGUACCCCAUUCCUGGACCUCCCCCUGUCCACCACUCAACCCCCUGCAAGCAGGAAGAUUAACCCCAUCCAAACAGCCUAUCAUUUCAGUCACUAUAUGUGUCCAGGUCCCACGUUGCUGUGCCUGGGAUUUUUCCAUCAGUUUUAUUUUCAGUGGCAUCCAUGGCCCGCACAAUCCUGUUACGGUCAUGACUGAACAUGUGCCCUCCUUCAUGUGCCUGUUUGGGAAUGUUGUCGUGAUCUCCAUUACACAGUGCAUGGAUGAAAAACAAUUAAAACAAAGCGUAUCUGUAUAUAGUAGAGUAGAGCAAAUACUGUUCUCCCAUUCAGCGAUGUUGAUUGGACAUUGAAGACAUAAGUGAAUUUUCUUUUCACCUGAGUUGUUACUUUUGAGUUGUUACUGAGUUUGAAUAUUAACAGGGAUAAAAGAAGAAAAUGGCUUAUUGUUCACGAAUCUGCACGCUCACUUCUAAGAAGCAAUAACUGUCAUGCGAGGAGAGAGUAAAGUUAUUGAGAGGAUGGCAGGCAAACCAGAAAGAUACCCAUGGAAUUUUAGCCAUGUCGAGCAUGUCAGAGGCCUCUGAGAAUCACCCAUCAAUUCAGGUAGGCCGAAGAGAAAGGCUGGGGAGAAAGGUGGAUACUUUGGAUGUGCCUGGACUUUUGGAGCCACCGUUUCCAUGCCACCCCUCCCCAAAAGUAUUUAUUGCACAUCUUCUCUGUCUGGCACAGAUGAUAGAUAGUGCUCGUUCACUUUAUUUUUUUAUGUAGGAGGCUGUUUUGAGCCCUGUUUCAUUCACCUUUCAGUCCAGACUCCCUGAAUUCAUUAGCGACUCCCGAGUGGAAAAGAAGCCAGAGCGACCAGUGAGAACUCAGAUGUCCACUGUGUAUGACUGAGAGUAAAUGACUCAAAAGGGCUGGGGCCUCCCAGGAAGAUAACACUGGGGAGUUUUUAACCCUUCAAAAGGAACGGCUCUUUCUAUUCAAAAAUACCAAAGAGCAAAGAUAAACCCAACAUUCCAAAAGUAGUGAUUCUACUAAUGAUGGGAAAUGGAAUGGCUUUGCCCACCUCUCAGAGGCUUCUCUGAGACUUCUCUGGCCCUCUGCAUUGACUCAAAGAUAGUUAAGAAAUAAAUGUUGCUGAGAUGUCUUUUCUCUUCUCUCACUCAGUGAUCAUAGCUGUUCAUUGUUUAAUAAACAUUUAGUGACUGAGUGAAUAGUUAGAUACUUGUUGCCCAUUCAAAAGGCCAGGUAAUAUACUACAACCUGGGAGCUGAACAGUGACCAAGGCAGCCCAGAUUCCUGCUCCCAGGGUUUACGUAGUGAAUGGGAUUCCUAUUCAAAGAGUAAGAAUUGGCACAACCAUACUGAGACAGUUGUAUCUUGCAAGAGAAAAAUAAUUAUGACUUUUAACACAAUCACAUUAAAAUUGCACAACAAAAGCUGUUGGCCAAAUGCUCACUUUUUUCCAUAAAGGAAUGUGAUGUUUAGCUUUGAAAAUCCUCUUUCUAGCCUUGGCCAACUUGCAGGUAUGUUCAUCUUCCUAAUGUAGACCAAGCAGGGCAAUCAUGGUGGUGACCGAAAACACUGAGAAGACCCAACUAACCUGUUUUUAUCUAUGUGGCAAUGGUACUUUUCCAUGACAGCAUGCCACAGCCCACUGACAGUGGUGACACUGGUGACUGCUCAGUGGGACACUCUUACCUAUCCUGUUUUAAUUUUUUUAACCUUAAUUUUAGAUUUUAAAAGUGAAAAGCUAGCUUAGAAAUACCAAGUAAAUAUAGUCAAAGGAUAUACGUGGUUAAAACCUUAGAAAGAUUUUGCACUGUUUUUUUUUUUUUUGUUGUUGUUUCGUUUUGGUUUUUGGUUUUUGGUCUUUUUUUUUUUAAAGACAUCUUUGGAAUGUCAAUAAUUCCGUAGUGAAUGUUCACAGAGAACUUCCCAAAAAAAUUCUUGCUGUUGGUCAGUUUCAAGUUCAAGCGUUUUGGUUUGUUUGCCUUUUCAGUCUUCAUGCUGUAAGGAAAAUAUGAUCCUGGCUGUUCAGGGUUGUUAAUUAUUAUGUGUAAAAUGAUUUCAGUUUAUUUGUUUGACUAUUUUAUUUUGUGUGUAUUGUGCACGGCUUUAGAAGGACAGGCACUCACAGUGCUGGUCCUUAGAAUUGGUACACAUUAUUGACACAGAAAAAAAAAAAUAAAGUUUCUAAUUGUUUGUGAUUUCAUCACCAGUGGCGCAGCAUAUUCUGUACUGUGGAAUGUCUCCUCUCCUCAUUGUCAUCUAUUUUAUUUUCGGUUGUUUGUCUUCAUGCUCUGAGAAAUAAAGACCAGACGGAUAUCCUUGCACAAUCAGUACCCUCCUCCAUGGAAAAGGAGAUAACCAAAAUUCAAGCUGCUGCAAAUGCCUGCCCUUUGGUUAAACAAUGUUUAAAUGCCCCAAGAGCAGCACACAGGAUUGGAAUGUUUGUUUAUCCUGUGAGGCUGUGAUACACAUUGGAUGUACCCUGUUUUCACCACUUCCUCACCUUUUCAUUUAACUCUCACUUCUUGCUUUCUGCAUCCAACAACAUGAACUCAUAAUCACUUGUCACACAGUUUUUAGCACAUAGCACAUUGCACUAAAUCUGAACAAGA
Psammomys obesus (fat sand rat) is the source of this 6553-nucleotide messenger RNA. RefSeq names its product solute carrier family 8 member A1 (gene Slc8a1). Gene Ontology annotation, molecular function: calcium:sodium antiporter activity. NCBI's taxonomy places the organism in Eukaryota, Metazoa, Chordata, Mammalia, Rodentia, Muridae. Bases 255 to 3074 code for a protein of 939 amino acids. Gene Ontology annotation, biological process: cell communication; sodium ion transmembrane transport; calcium ion import across plasma membrane. The transcript is spliced from 9 exons. The record is from RefSeq and is a predicted model, not a curated record. Gene Ontology annotation, cellular component: sarcolemma; axon; postsynapse.